AUGCCAACUUCCAACACUCGAAUACCAUCAACAAUUGAGAUAUACGUAAGGUACCUUAGGUCACUGUGGCAUGGAGGAGUCCACACAACCCUCGCAAGUUCCGGAUGCGGCCGCACCAGUUUUAGCGUGACGGGUCCAUCUCCAAACGCCGCUUGGCAGUAUAGACGCGCGGUUAUUCGCGUAGUCGCGUCUCCCGGUAUCCGUCCGUCGUCCAGUGAGACAAUCGAUGCAAAAGCUUCAAUCUUGAGUCUCACGCCGCGCCCAACACCGCCCCAAGGUCUUUCUGGCAACAACAAUUCUCUGCUCCUUGCAGAGCACAAAAUGCGAUGGGAUCUAUCGAGGGUUGUCAGUGCUUCGGUUUCCUUGGGACGAGGUGGAAAGAAUUCUCUUCCGGGGAAGAGACUGCUGUUUUCAACGUCAAGGUUAUGGGAGGAAGAUCAAAGAAACCCACCUCCAACUCCUAAAAAGCCUCUCCUCACUGCCCUUAAAAGCCUAACGCCGCGGGAAAAUAUCUACACAAUCCCCAACAUCCUGACAUUCUCUCGUCUUAUUGUCGCUCCAGUGAUCGGAUACCUGGUCCUGCACGAUUACCACGCCUGGGCCGUGGGACUGUUCGCCUACGCUGGAAUCACGGACUUAGUCGACGGGUAUAUUGCAAGGAGAUGGAAUUUACAGACUGUUGUGGGAACUGUGAUUGAUCCGAUGGCUGAUAAGACGCUAAUGACUAUCUUGACCGUCUGUUUGGCUGUUAAAGGGGCGCUUCCAGUCUGGCUCGCAGUCAUAAUCCUGGGUCGCGACGUUGGUCUUGGAAUAGCAGCCAUCUACUACCGCUGGAUCUCACUCCCUCCACCAAAGACCUUCUCGCGGUACUGGGAUUUCAGUCUCCCUUCCGCUGAGGUCCAUCCUACGACCAUCAGUAAAUACAACACCGCAUUGCAACUCGCGCUUAUUGGAGCGACGACUGCGAUGCCACUUGUGACUAUGGAUGUUGCGAGCGCUAUGACGGCAAUGCAGUAUCUAGUCGCAACUACGACGAUAUGGAGUGGCGCCAGUUACAUAUACUCGAAAGAUGCUGUAAAAAUACUAAACCAGGACCAAAAGCCAAAGGAGCCGGAAUCGAAGAUGAAGCAAUAA
Messenger RNA from Venustampulla echinocandica, 1134 nucleotides. RefSeq lists its product as uncharacterized. Gene Ontology annotation, cellular component: mitochondrion; membrane. The record is from RefSeq and is a predicted model, not a curated record. NCBI's taxonomy places the organism in Eukaryota, Fungi, Ascomycota, Leotiomycetes, Helotiales, Pleuroascaceae. Bases 1 to 1134 code for a protein of 377 amino acids. Gene Ontology annotation, biological process: cardiolipin biosynthetic process. Gene Ontology annotation, molecular function: cardiolipin synthase activity. The transcript is spliced from 7 exons.